Magallana angulata is the source of this 5481-nucleotide messenger RNA. RefSeq names its product cyclin-dependent kinase-like 1. Gene Ontology annotation, cellular component: nucleus. Gene Ontology annotation, biological process: protein phosphorylation. The transcript is spliced from 10 exons. The record is from RefSeq and is a predicted model, not a curated record. Bases 671 to 1762 code for a protein of 363 amino acids. Gene Ontology annotation, molecular function: cyclin-dependent protein serine/threonine kinase activity; ATP binding. Lineage: Eukaryota; Metazoa; Mollusca; Bivalvia; Ostreida; Ostreidae.
CGCGCACCUUGUAAAAUAGUUCUUCCGUGAGUUGACAUUUUAAAUUUUAUUAGUGUAAUUUUUUAGACAAGACAAAACAAUUCAUUGAAGUCUUUAUUCAAAUUCAUAUUGGAAGUAACUUUUACGCAUCCAGCCUGUCUGUUAAUUUAGUUUGUCCUUAUUGCGGACGAAUGUGUAAAUAGUGCUUGUGAGAAUCCAUUAUGGCGACGGACUUAGAAAUUCAUUAUGGCCGAAGAAAAACUUACAGAAUACGAACGAGCAAAUGACAUUCUCUACAGAAAAUAUGUAAAACGUCAAGCGAUUAUGUUGAUAUAACAGAAUCCAGUAAUCGCAUCUUCCAAGCAACGCAUCAAAUGGUGUAAUUGGGUAACGAAAAUAUUGUGUGUUACGGUUAACGUUCAUUGUUUGUGCUUCAGGUAGCAACACGAUAUGCUGUUUGAAAUGGCAGCAGACAAUAUUAGGUAGCUGCUUUAAUUGUAGUACAUCUAGUCUGGUGAAGAUUAGCAGCUGUAUUUUGCCAAAGUCCGGUGCAGUGUAUCACUAACUUCGUUAGAAGCUGUUAUACGUACCCAAGGCCAUAUUAUAUAGUUCUUCUCUAGUCAAAACAUAUAGUGUUCCGAGCCAAAAAUCACUUAUCUUUUAUGCAUAGAUAAACAAUUCCAUUAUCAAUAUGGAGAAAUAUGAGAAAAUUAGCAAAAUUGGAGAAGGCUCUUAUGGUGUGGUGUUUAAGUGCCGGAACAGAGAGACUGGGACACUUGUUGCUAUCAAAAAGUUUGUGGAGUCAGAAGAAGAUCCACUGAUAAAGAAGAUAGCCAUGCGAGAAAUCCGAAUGUUAAAGCAACUGAAGCAUCCAAAUUUGGUCAACUUAAUAGAAGUGUUCAGAAGAAAGAAACGACUCCAUCUGGUGUUUGAAUAUGUGGAUCAUACGGUGCUAAAUGAACUAGACAGGCACCCCCGAGGUGUGCCUGAACCCCUCGUCAAGAGAAUUAUUUAUCAAACACUGCUCGCAGUUAAUUUUUGUCAUCAGCACAAUUGUAUACACAGAGAUGUCAAACCUGAGAAUAUCCUUAUAACACGGCAGGGACAGGUCAAGCUCUGUGACUUCGGCUUUGCCAGAGUUUUAACUGGGCCAGGCGAUGAAUACACAGACUAUGUAGCCACGCGCUGGUACCGAGCCCCGGAGCUGUUGGUGGGCGACACAUGCUACGGCCCGCCGGUAGAUAUCUGGGCAAUCGGCUGUGUGUUUGCGGAACUCCUGACGGGUCAGGCACUGUGGCCGGGGAAGUCUGACGUAGAUCAGCUGUACCUAAUCAAGAGAACGCUAGGAGACUUGCUACCUCGUCAUGAGGAGAUUUUCUCCAAUAACACAUUCUUCAAGGGAAUGACAAUUCCAGAGCCAGACAGAAUGGAACCUCUGGAUGAGAAAUUCCCUAACAUUACCCCAGCAGCCAUGAGCUUUAUGCAGGGGUGUUUAACAAUGGACCCGGCGCAGCGGUUAAGCUGUACAACCUUACUGCAGCAUCCGUACAUGGACCAAAACAAAGAAAUCUACGAUUCACCGAAUCGCAAAGACAAACCCGAGAGAAACAAAAAUAAGUCGGUUUCUCGAGCCAGUAAUCACUAUCCCUCCCAGAGUGCAACAUACCAUCCUCAGCUGCCACAGUUGACUGGGAAUCCUGGUUUUAAUAUGUCUACCUCUCCCAUACCAGCCCCCAAAUUCAACAAGAAACAUAAAUACGACCACCACCUUCCCAACAUCUGACUUUUCGGCCAAGGGGUUCUGCGUCAUGACAACUAGACUGGAAAGAGGCUAGCCUAGCAUGAUGUUCACAAUCCUGGAGGCCAUUUACAUCGGGAGCAAUGGAACUUUUGUUUGUGGUGUUACAAGUCAAACUUUUUUUUUUAUAUAUCAAGCACGUGUGUGAAGCUUAUUCUAUAUAUAUAUAUAAUUAUUUUUUGUUCAGCCAUUUAUAUUACAGCUUCGAAACAACCUCCUUCUUGACUUCAUCAGAAUGAAAUCAUUCUAUAGAGAAAUAAAUCGGCCAUGUUUUUUUUCUCUUUAAAGUCAUAUUUUGAUUAUCAAGUAGUUUUACAAAUUACUCAUAUAUUGAUACCGGUACAUAAUGGUUUAGGGACUUUUGAUAAGCUUUUUCUCAGUUUUCUGAUAUAAUUUGUUAUUCUAAAUUUUAUUUACAGCAAAUUUAUCAUGACAAUUUUUUUUCUUUACUCAUGACAUUUUGUUGAUCUGUAUUGAUUAUUAUGCCCUGUCCCCAAAAACUUUAAUUUUUUUUUUCUUUAAUAUUCGACCUAUUGAUGAUUAUUAGAGCUCAUGCAUUUAAUUCUAUGAUUUUAUUUCUGUGUAAUAAACUAGUGCUUGCUUCAGCAGAUGCUGUUUUUAUAUACAAAAAUUAUACAGUUAGAUUCAUAUUUAUUUAGUUUUAAUGUAUAUCAGUGCUGUCUUGUAUAUGUACAUAAAAGUUUGGAUGAGAAAUUGGUACAAAUGGAUCCAUAUGUGUACAUAUGCAUCAUGUGUAUAUGUAAAAAAAAAAAAGAAGUAUUCCGGAUUUUGUCUGUAGAAAUUUACUUGUUGUAAAUGAUGAGAUGUGUGUAUGCAAGACUAGAUAUUUCUUGUAAAGAAUUCAAACAGAUAUUUUGAGGAUUAAAGAACAUUUUUUCUAGAAAUAGUUUAGAAUCACUCUGAAGAGUGAUACCAUAUAAUAAUGUAGAUAAUUAGAAGGAUCAAAAAUAAAUACAUGUAUAUAUACUAAAACAUCUAUUCCAAUCUGGUGAAUGAUUUUUUUUAUUUCAUAAUUUUUUUUAAUAUUUAAGUAGCAUUCAUUUAUUCAUCUGAUCCGAUUUAAAUCCAUUCUGUCAUCAAGGAGGUUGUUUUGAUAAAUUGCACCAUGUAGCUAACAAAUAUUUUUUAGUGUGUUGAUAAUUUUGAAAAUUUAGUGAACAAAUGAAUGUUCAUGAGUAGACUUUUUUGUUAUGUCAACUGAAGGUAUAUAUAUUCAAUAGAAUAGUAAAAAAAAGAGUGCUUUAAAGGAAAAGAAUGUAAUUUAACUUGAUCUCUGCCUAUUUAGAUUUUAUAUUUAAAAGGAUACGUUAGUUAAGAGUGAAUGAUAUAUUAUUUGAAUGAAGGCAGAAAUUGCAGAUUAAUAACUUUUAAUGAAAAGUCAUUGAUAUUUUAGAUUUUAACUAUAUGCAAGUAGUUCAGGUAAUAUGCUUUAAAUAUUCGUUAUAAGAUGCUAGAAAUUUAACAAUUUAUUAUGUAAUUAGUAAAAUAUUAUAUAUACUUAUUUGUUAAAAUUCAGAUAAACUUUUGCAACAAUCAUUGAAAAAAAAAUUCUUUUAAAUUUUUUUAAUAACUUUCAAAGAGUUGCAGAAGUUUAAUAUAUAUUAACAUGAUCAAAAUUAAUAGGUAGAUUGUUAUUUUUCCCUUCAAAUUUUUUGUCUACAUUUGAUUAUGAUACAGUGAAUAAUUUAAUGGUUGUUAAGAGUUACAAUGACUGGAAAUGGCAAUUGAGGGAGUAUAGGGAUCUUUUUAAAUUUUUUUUUUUUAAAUUUUAUUCUACCAUUUUUAUGUCAGAGCAAACUUCUCUAUAAGCCAUUUGUCUAAAUGGUAAAAAUAAAUUAAUAUGAACUUUAGUAGUCUAAUUAUUAUGUCCAGGAAAACAAAUUUCAAGUUCAAUUUGAUAUUAAAAGUUUAAAAGUAUCAUUAUUGAGAUACAAUGGGAAGAGUUUAUGGGGAAAAAAACCUCAACCCUAUAAAAAAUGUCCCAAUAUACCAUAUAUAGGAAUCCGGGUUUGAUGUUUGUAUAGUCUGCUCUCAACGCUUCAUUUGUUCUUCAGCAGCUGACACCUUGCUUUAUAGAGUGAAAUUUUCAGGCACCUCUAUUUUGUGUACUACUAACUCCUGUCCCCCCCUCCCCCCUUCACGGCACUAACCUCUCUCUCAGCCUUUUUUCUCUCUCCGUUGCUUCCGACGUUGCCUCCCCCAAAGAAAAAACAAAAAAAGUUUUCAUUAUUGCAACGACAUGUCAAUUAUGGUGUAGGUGAAAUAUUUGUUUGAAGUUUUUCAUUUUAUAACCAUAUAACAUUCCAAACUCCAUUUACAGGUCUUGUUUUUAUUAUUAUUAUUAUGAUUAUUAAUUAUUGUGUUUGGACUUCAUCUGCCAUUUUUUGAUCAUGUAAAUAAUAUGCUUUGUGUAGAGAAAAUAUUAAGUAUAUAUACUUGUUUAUAACCUUCAUGAAUUUCAAUGUUCUUUUUAUUUUCUUGUGGGUACAUGUAGAAUUUUUCCAUCUCAUAUGGCUAAUGAUGUAAAUAAGUUGGAAUUUUGGCAUGUACUUUAUAUAUACAUGUAUAUAUAUAUAACACAAGUACACAGUAUACUCAUGGAUCAUAACUGGUUGUAUGGUGGUCGAUCAUUGCGAUCUGAACAGCUUUAAUACUUUUUCCCCUUAGUAUAUAAUUAUUAUUCAUGAUUGUGAAAUUCCGACUUUUUUUUUUCUCUUUUUUGAAAGCCCUUAAGAAACCUUACAAGGUUUCGUGUGUGGUUGAGUGGGAAAUGUCCAAACCAAAUACGAGUUUGAACAUUUUUCUUUUGACAUAUAGAAUACAUGUUUCCAGAGUUUUAGACAUUCCAAACCAGAGAGUGAAAGAUAGACAUAAGUAGUCUCAGGAAAUUAUUUUUUUUCUUGUUCAUUUUAAAUAUGUGAACGGAAAAUCAUUUUGAAGGUGAUGUAGUAUCAGUUCUUUUGUUUUUCAUAUAUUUUUUUUUUUCUUAUGAACAAAAUAUGAAGGAUCUGAGAAAGUUUAUAAUCUUUGUAGAAUAAUGAGUUAUUAUUAAGUGUAGAAAUACUAUUUGAGAUGAUUGUUGGUCAAAAAUCAAAUAUGUGUAUUUUAUGUACUGAUUAUUUCUCAUUUUUUUUUCUGUCAUGCAUUAAUUAUCAAAGUCUGUUAAGCUUAUCUCUCAAUUUUUAUUUUAAAAGACAUUGAUCACAUAUUUUCUUGUACUCUUUUACAAAAUAUCUUGUAGAUGUAGACAUUUUCGAAAAAAAAAUAUCUUGUUUCUGCUUAUUUUGAUAGUAAGAAAUAACUCUAAUGGGAUAAAAGAGGGUUCCAAAAUUUUUGUUGUAAAGCUGAGAAAAUAAAAUAUUAUAAUAUAAAAUUAUACACGUAGAAAACAGUUAAAUGUUUAUUUUAAAAAAGGGAGACAACCAUGUAACAGACAACACAUGUGCUACAUCUUUUGUUUUUUGUGUAUUUUUUGGGGUUCUUGUCAUAUUGUGACUGUAUUUUAGUCCAGUAGGCACCUGGUCUAGUUAUAAUAGUUUUAUGGCCAAAGGUAGAAAGGGAAUUUAUUAUUAUCAUUAUAUUUUCUGAUAUCAGUCUUUAUAUUUUUUUCAAAUACGUAAUAAUAAAUCUUUCAUUUGAAAUUGUUAUUUGUAUUUAGAAAUUAAAUGUUAUCAGUACAUUUG